Cheilinus undulatus (humphead wrasse) is the source of this 2310-nucleotide messenger RNA. RefSeq names its product selenide, water dikinase 3-like. The transcript is spliced from 8 exons. Gene Ontology annotation, cellular component: cytoplasm. Gene Ontology annotation, molecular function: ATP binding; selenide, water dikinase activity. NCBI's taxonomy places the organism in Eukaryota, Metazoa, Chordata, Actinopteri, Labriformes, Labridae. Gene Ontology annotation, biological process: L-selenocysteine biosynthetic process. Bases 400 to 1413 code for a protein of 337 amino acids. The record is from RefSeq and is a predicted model, not a curated record.
ACUCGUCUCCUCUUUGAAGCGGCUCUGUCCGGAUUCACGCUCCAUUCAUCGUUUUUCUGUAUUUAUCGGUGUCUUCUUCAGGAGAUAUCCACCUGAGGAGCUCUAAAGGCCGGCAUGUCAGGCUCCACUCCCCCGCCUUCCUCUGUGGAAGCCGCGGGCACCGAGGGAUGCUUUCCCCCCGGAUAUAAGCCGUUCAAACCCGAGGAGCACGGCCUGGAGCGCGGGUUCCGGCUCACAGCCUACUCGGACCUGAAGGGAUGAGGCUGUAAAGUCCCGCAGGAGGCUCUGCUCAAACUCCUGCAGGGACUGGAGGCGGACCGAGGAGAUGGGGUACCGAAGGCCGGAGACCAGGCACCAGAGUUCGGCCAGCAGCUGCCCGGACCCCGGCUCGGUGUCGGCAUGGACUGCUGCGUGAUCCCUCUCAGACAUGGAGGCCUCUCUCUGGUUCAGACCACAGACUUCUUCUACCCCCUGGUGGAGGACCCCUACAUGAUGGGAAGGAUAGCCUGUGCGAACGUCCUCAGCGACCUUUACGCCAUGGGCAUCACGGAGUGUGACAACAUGCUGAUGCUGCUGAGUGUCAGCCAGAAGAUGAACGAGAAGGACCGCGAGCGCGUGAUGCCGCUGAUGAUCCGUGGGUUUCGUGAUGCAGCGGAGGAGGGCGGGACUUCAGUGACGGGCGGUCAGACGGUGAUCAACCCGUGGAUCAUCGUGGGAGGCGUGGCCUCGGUCGUGUGUCAGCCCAACGAGUUCAUCAUGCCUGACGGCGCCGUGCCCGGGGACGUUCUGGUUCUGACUAAACCUCUGGGGACUCAGGUGGCGGUGAACGCUCAUCAGUGGCUCGAUCAGCCGGAGCGGUGGAACAAGAUCAAGCUGGUCAUCACCAAAGAGGAAGUCAAAGAGGCCUAUCAGGAAGCCAUGUUCUCCAUGGCAACGCUAAACCGCACAGCGGCCGGCCUGAUGCACAAGUUCCAGGCUCACGCCGCCACAGACGUGACGGGUUUCGGGUUGUUGGGUCACGCCAACAACCUGGCAGCACAGCAACGAAACGAGGUGGCCUUCGUUAUCCACAACCUGCCAAUCAUAGCCAAGAUGGCCGCCGUCAGUAAAGCCUGCGGGAACCUGUUCAACCUGGUUCAGGGCACAUCGGCGGAGACGUCAGGCGGUCUGUUGGUGUGUUUACCACGAGAGCAGGCGGCCAAGUUCUGCUCAGAGAUGAAGAGCCAGAGCUCCGGGGCCGGAGGUCCGGGGGCGGUGGGUGGAGCCUGGAUCAUCGGGAUCGUAGAGAAAGGCGACCGGCGCGCUCGCAUCAUCGACAAACCUCGCAUCAUCGAGGUUCCUCCACGAGGGAGUCAGGCGGCCAAUCAGGACAACAGCUCCAACAGCCCGGCGCCGAGCCCCAACCUGUCAUAGACACUGCCCCGCCCCCUCCGUGUGUGUGUGUGUGUGUGUGUUUGGGUGUUUGGGUGUGUGGGUGUGUGUGCUGAUGUUGCUGGUCGUUUCUUCUUCUACGCUGAGAGCGACGGCGACGUCUCCAGGCUGAGGAUGGACUGAGGAUGUCAUUCUUUAGUUCUCAGUAAUUUUGAUGAUUGAGGGUAAAAACCUUCCUAAAUGUUUAAAAACGGCGUCUGUUUAUCAGGAUUUAUGGGUCACAUGCAGCGUCUACAUGUGUGAAGCUUUGUCAGCGUUUCUGCAUGGAAACGCUGACAUUAAAAAGUUAAAGUUUCAGCAUCACAACCCCUGAAUGAACAGAUGAAUUUAUCAGGAUUACCUCUAAAUCUGCUGAGGAGGCUAAAAAAAGAAAUGUCACUAAUUUAAGAAUGAAAUAAGAGUUCAGGGUGUGAGCUGCACUAACACUCGUCCUGAUAAUUUGGUUUAAUUUAUUCCAGUGUUAAAUGAGUCUAACGUCCUCGGAGGAACAUUCCAGAAGCGUGAGUGUGCGUGUGGUCGUAGACGGCGUGCCGUGUUUCAGAGCUGGAUGAUGUGAACGUCUCCUGUUGGUGAAUGUAUCUGAUGAAAAGAAUCAGUCGGUCCUGGCUCCGCCCACGGCGUCCGGAGGAAGGCUUGAGCAGCUUCCUCUGGACCGGCUGGGUGGAGCGCAGACCCUCCAUCUGUCAGCCGAUUGGCUAUCCAGCACAAAGUCCCUCCCUCUUUCCCUGUCCAUGAAGCUCCAUCCCUGAAACCCCGCCGAUGGGGGCGGGUGGAGCGGAUGUUUGCCUUUGGAUCGGGGUCGGACCGACGAUGCUGGAGGUCAGCGGCUGUUUGUAGAUUUCUGCUUUUCACAAUCAAUAAAACCGUCAUCGACUCAGA